This is a messenger RNA of Myripristis murdjan (pinecone soldierfish), 962 nucleotides long. RefSeq names its product dynein, light chain, LC8-type 2b (gene dynll2b). The transcript is spliced from 3 exons. Gene Ontology annotation, molecular function: dynein intermediate chain binding. The record is from RefSeq and is a predicted model, not a curated record. Gene Ontology annotation, biological process: microtubule-based process. Gene Ontology annotation, cellular component: cytoplasmic dynein complex. Lineage: Eukaryota; Metazoa; Chordata; Actinopteri; Holocentriformes; Holocentridae. Bases 170 to 439 code for a protein of 89 amino acids.
CGGGUGGAGGCUCCGCAUCAGCCAAUGAGAGAGCCGAUGCAGUGCAGUGGGCGGGGCAGAGGCGCACACGUAGCUUGUAGCAACAUAAAUGAGCGACGAGCCAAACGCUCAGCUACGCAAAACGCACCUACACGCAGAACUUCAUUGAUACACGAAGUCCAGAGGAACCAUGACUGACAAGAAGGCAGUGAUAAAGAAUGCAGACAUGUCUGAGGACAUGCAGCAGGAUGCGGUGGACUGUGCCACGCAGGCUAUGGAGAAGUACAACAUUGAAAAGGACAUUGCUGCCUUUAUCAAAAAGGAGUUUGACAAGAAGUACAAUCCUACAUGGCAUUGCAUUGUGGGAAGGAACUUCGGCAGCUAUGUGACACAUGAGACGAAGCAUUUCAUUUACUUCUACCUUGGCCAAGUGGCCAUUCUACUCUUCAAGUCAGGCUGAAACCCAGACAUGACCUCUUAGCCCUACUUUUAAUUCAGCCCUGAACACCCAUGCCAUACAUUUCCCCCUUUUUCCUUCAAAUCUACCUAUUUCCUGCUUCCUUUUUUCAGUCUCUGUAAUUUUGGCCACCCUCCACACUACCACCAACAGAGGAAGGAGCUGUGCUCUUGUCUGGACUGUGAUGUACCAGUGGCUUGGACCAUUCUUGGAAACACCCACUCACACAUACAAAACACAAACAAUACACAUGCCAACAUUGGCUCAGUACCAUCACAUCUUUCGCGCGGAUUGACUCAUGCUUUCCAGACAUGAUUAUAUGGCUGUGCUUGGAUGCAUAGACCUUGUACAUUAUUUCAUAUGUAUACGUUGUAUAGUAACUUGUUUUUCAUGGUAACUUAAUAUUAUAAGCAACAGGAGACUUUUGUUGAAAAAACUUUAAUUUUCUGUGUUUACUGAGAUUCUGUAAAAAUGCUUUGACUGUUGCUUACACUGAAUAAAGAAUGAAUAUAUGCUAAGCGUUAAA